This is a messenger RNA of Oppiella nova, 1128 nucleotides long. The record is from the annotation of a GenBank genome assembly. Lineage: Eukaryota; Metazoa; Arthropoda; Arachnida; Sarcoptiformes; Oppiidae.
AUGUGUGAAUUAUUUAAGAGAUUUUUUGGCAAAAGCUGUGAUAAUAAGAAUGCGAUUGAAUUGCUGGAAGUGAGAGACAGUCCGCCAGACGUACGACAAGAAUACGAAACGGUUUCACAACUCAUAAGAAGUGAAAACUUUGAAAGCGUUUCACUGAUUGUCGACAAACUGAGCAAAAGUCUCAACAAAAACACUACAAUUCCUAAUGAGAUCUCAUUUGUGGUCAAUAAAGAGGAAUGUUUCGGAUUAUUGGGAACUAAUGGCAGCGGAAAGACGACAACCUUUCGACUACUGACCGGUGAUCUCGACUUAGACUCCGGUAACGCAUACCUGGGCUCACACGCAGACCUACUGACAAAUCGGAGACAAUUCUACUCACGAGUGGGUUAUUGUCCACAAAAUGACGCCCUUUUGGAUGGACUGACAGGCCGUCAAACACUGGUCUUCUUCGGCCGCAUCAGAGGUGUUGAGCGGAAAGCCUUAGAAAAGUUUGUCUCAAAUAUAUGUGUUGUGUUUGAAUUGAAAGCAAUUCUCGACAAAAGGGUUACGACUUAUAGCGGCGGCAAUCGUCGCAAACUAUCGCUGGCCGUCGCACUCAUAGGCCGUCCCCUCGUCCUACUGCUCGACGAGCCGACCACUGGUGUGGACCCCGACUCCCGACUCAGCAUUUGGUGUCUAUUACGAGAUCUCAUGGUUUGCCAAAAGGUGUCGAUUGUGUUGACUUCGCAUAACAUGACUGAAUGUGAGGCCCUUUGCAGUCGUUUAGCGAUUGUCUCCAAAGGGGUCCUCAAAGCCAUCGGAUUCACGGCUCACUUGAAGUCCUUUUACGCCAAAGGCUUUGAUCUGAUCGUCAAAGUGAAGAGCGAUUCAAACGAAGUGAUUGUCGACGAAGUGAAGAGACGUAUGAAUGACAUGUUUGGCGACAACUGUGUCGAGAAAUACGACAAUUUUGGUGUCAUUUACUAUAACCUGCAGUCAGUGGACAGUAGGUUAUCGCAAAUCUUUCAGUCAUUGAAUCAAUUGAAACGCGAAUUGCAUUUCGAGGACUACUUCGUGUCCAACGCCAGUCUCGAACAGGCAUUCCUCCACAUGAUUGCCACUCAAGAUACCAGUCCUUCGGAUGAAUAA